Messenger RNA from Hibiscus syriacus, 486 nucleotides. Its product is annotated as probable small nuclear ribonucleoprotein G. The transcript is spliced from 3 exons. Gene Ontology annotation, cellular component: U1 snRNP; U12-type spliceosomal complex; spliceosomal tri-snRNP complex. Lineage: Eukaryota; Viridiplantae; Streptophyta; Magnoliopsida; Malvales; Malvaceae. Gene Ontology annotation, molecular function: RNA binding. Gene Ontology annotation, biological process: spliceosomal snRNP assembly; mRNA splicing, via spliceosome. Bases 86 to 340 code for a protein of 84 amino acids. The record is from RefSeq and is a predicted model, not a curated record.
UCUGCUGCUUCCUCCUCAAAACCCUACUCCUCUCUUUUUGGCUCUCUGGCACUCCCCGUACGUAAUACACCAAACUUCCAUCGCAAUGAGCAGAUCAGGCCAGCCUCCAGAUCUCAAAAAGCACAUGGACAAGAAACUCCAGAUCAAGCUGAAUGCAAACAGGAUGGUAGUUGGAACACUUCGUGGGUUUGAUCAGUUGAUGAAUCUUGUGGUUGACAACACUGUGGAAGUGAAUGGCAAUGAGAAAACUGACAUUGGCAUGGUGGUAUUAGCAGCAGGGCCAACACUAAGAUUGGUGCCAUCGCCUGCAACCAAAGAAGAAAAUGAAACAAGCGGUUAAAAGUUUUCAGAGUCGACAGAUAAAGGGUUUUAGGGUUGUUAUUUAAUUCCAACUUUUAGAUAAAUAGUAUUAUAUAUAAAGCAAUGCUUAGUCUUUGAGUGAAACUAGUGCUGCUUGAUGCUUCAUACGAUAGGGUUUUUAUCACU